CGCCAGAAUAAAAUCGCCCAAGAUGCCUUCCACUCACAAGAAAGAGAAGCCAUGGGACACGGAUGACAUUGACAAGUGGAAGAUUGAGGCUUUCAAACCAGAAGACAAUGUGGGGGGCACAUUCACAGAAGAGUCGACAUUCGCCACUCUCUUCCCCAAAUACAGAGAAGUCUACCUCCGCGAGGCCUGGCCCCUCAUCACAAGGAGUCUCGAGAAGUUCGGCAUCGCAUGCACGCUCGAUCUCGUUGAGGGUUCCAUGACCGUCAAGACCACCCGAAAGACCUACGACCCCGCCUCCAUCCUCAACGCCCGCGACCUCAUCAAGCUCCUAGCCCGCUCGGUGCCCGCACCACAAGCAGUCAAGAUCCUCGAAGAUGGCGUCGCAUCCGACAUCAUCAAGAUCCGCAACCUGGUUCGCAACAAGGAGCGCUUCGUGAAGCGUCGCCAGCGUAUCCUCGGCCCCAAUGGCUCCACCCUCAAAGCGCUGGAGCUCCUCACAGAGUGCUACAUCCUCGUCCAAGGAAACACCGUCUCGGCCAUGGGCCCAUACAAGGGUCUGAAAGAGCUGCGCCGCAUCAUCGAAGACUGCAUGUCGAAUAUCCACCCCAUCUACCACAUCAAAGAGCUCAUGAUCAAGCGCGAGUUAGCGAAGGAUCCGGAGCUAGCGGGCGAGAGCUGGGACCGCUUCUUGCCGCAUUUCAAGAAGCGCAACUUGAGCAAGAGACGUGUGCCGCUGAAGGUUACGGAUAAGUCGAAGAAGGUCAGGACGCCGUUCCCGCCACCGCAGGAGAAGAGCAAGGUCGAUUUGCAGAUCGAAAGUGGAGAGUAUUUCCUUAAUAAGUCAGCCAAGGAGAGGGCGGUGCAGGAGGAUCGCUUGGAGAGGCAGAAGGAGAAGAAGAUUGAGAAGCUGGCGAAGAGGGAGAAGGAAUUCGAGGCGCCGGAUGAGGAUGGUGAGAAGAAGGAGAAGAAGAGGAAGAGGAAGGCUGAGGGAGAGGAAGAUGAGGAGAAGCCGAAGGAGAAGAAGAAGAAGAAGAAGGCAAAGGCUGCUGAGGAGGAGGGAGAGGAGGAAGAGGAGAAGCCAAAGAAGAAGAAGAAGAAGUCAAAGGAUGUUGAGGGAGAGGAGGAGGAGGAGAAGCCGAAAGAGAAGAAGAAAAAGCGAAAGUCAGUGGCAGCAGACGAGGAAUAGGUUGCAUCGCUGGGAGCGACUGUCAUUUUGGCGAUGGAGUAUCAUGGCUAGCAUUUCGUGGAAAGGCGUUUUAUGUUUUCAGAUAUCAUGCCCUAGGACUGGAGGAGAUGGGAUGAGUUGGUGUGUAUGGUAGUGAGCCAAGCAGUACCAGACUGUGUAUUUAUUACCCUCAAGGAUGAUUAUGCAUAUCCCAUUCCACACCCGUCAAACCUUACUAUACUAUACAAUGAUCGUCACACAAACCCCCUUAUCCCCUAACCCACACACAACCCUCAAACCUCCGCC
This is a messenger RNA of Pseudogymnoascus verrucosus, 1471 nucleotides long. It is a transcript of the gene KRR1, whose product is annotated as ribosomal RNA assembly protein krr1. The coding region runs from base 23 to 1186 and encodes 387 amino acids. The record is from RefSeq and is a predicted model, not a curated record. Lineage: Eukaryota; Fungi; Ascomycota; Leotiomycetes; Thelebolales; Thelebolaceae. The transcript is spliced from 2 exons. Gene Ontology annotation, cellular component: small-subunit processome; nucleolus. Gene Ontology annotation, molecular function: RNA binding.